Molecule: messenger RNA, 469 nt
Organism: Saitoella complicata NRRL Y-17804
Lineage: Eukaryota; Fungi; Ascomycota; Saitoellomycetes; Saitoellales; Saitoellaceae
Product: ribosomal protein L14b/L23e
Exons: 2
Coding region: 47-469 (140 amino acids)
Biological process (GO): translation
Cellular component (GO): cytosolic large ribosomal subunit; ribosome
Molecular function (GO): structural constituent of ribosome; large ribosomal subunit rRNA binding
Source: RefSeq, a predicted model, not a curated record
CGCCCAACAACCACCCUUCCCUUUUCAACCCCCAUAAUCAGCAAAAAUGUCUAAGCGCGGACGUGGUGGUGCUGCCGGUAACAAAUUCCGCAUGACCCUCGGUCUCCCCACCGGAGCCGUCAUGAACUGCGCCGACAACUCUGGCGCCAAGAACCUUUACGUCGUCUCCGUCUUCGGUACCGGCGCCCGUCUUAACCGUCUCCCCGCCGCCGCCCCCGGUGACAUGAUCAUGGCCACCGUCAAGAAGGGAAAGCCCGAGUUGAGGAAGAAGAUCAUGCCCGCUGUCGUCGUUCGUCAGCGUAAGCCCUGGAGGAGGCCCGAUGGUGUUUUCUUGUACUUUGAGGACAAUGCUGGUGUUAUUGUUAACCCUAAGGGUGAGAUGAAGGGUUCUGCUAUCACUGGCCCUGUUGCUAAGGAGUGCGCUGACCUUUGGCCUCGUAUUGCCUCUAACUCUGGUACCGUUGUGUAA